Lynx canadensis (Canada lynx) is the source of this 2464-nucleotide messenger RNA. RefSeq names its product cilia and flagella associated protein 52 (gene CFAP52). NCBI's taxonomy places the organism in Eukaryota, Metazoa, Chordata, Mammalia, Carnivora, Felidae. Gene Ontology annotation, molecular function: protein binding. The transcript is spliced from 12 exons. Gene Ontology annotation, biological process: cilium assembly. Bases 182 to 2272 code for a protein of 696 amino acids. The record is from RefSeq and is a predicted model, not a curated record.
AGGGUUAAAUGCCCUAUAAACAAAUGCGUAAUUUCCCUCCCUGAUUCCGGUAAGUUUUUUUGAAGGGCCCACAAGAUCUAAGUCCUAGAGCCAGCUGGUGACUUAACUGGCGGGUGACCAUGCAUUCUGAACCUCAGCUUCUCCGCCUGUGAAGUAAGGGGCCGGGGGUGGGGGUCACCAGAUGGACCGGCAUUGCACGAAAAGGUUACUUGGACUUCACUUUCCCGAGAGCCCAGGGAAGCCAGCAUCAGCCACCUCCACAGCCAGGACAGGCGGGAAAUCUCCCCAGAUGCAGCCGAGAAGGGCUGAAGGCAUGUUCCGGGGUUCGGCACAAGCCCGCAGCUCCCCGGGGUUCCCCCCCCCCCCGGCCCCGUCCGGGGCCGCCCCUGCGAACACCGAGGGUGGCGGGACACGGCAGGGUCUCCCUCGCCAGGGGAAGGGGCCCCGCUGCCCCUCCCCUCUUCCUGAACGUUCCCCGGCCCCAGAGCCUGGCGACCGCCGGCUCCCCGGAAUCCCGGCCUCCCUCGCGAACCCCUCCGCGCGGCCGCCCUCACCCCGGGCUCACCAGGGGUCCGGGGCCAUCGCGCUGUCUCCGCCCGCCUUCGGACACUUCCUGCUCGCGGCAGCUGACUACGGCGGCCCGCGCGGCUCACACCCCGCGGUUCGGCCCGGGCGCGACCGGAACCUGCCGUUUCCCCCGGUGCGUGUGCGCUGCGGCCUCCAAGGACACGUGCCCACUGGUCUGAAAUGCCAUCCUGACCAGGAACAUUUGAUUUUCCCCCUGGGCCGCACAGUCCUGAUCCAGGCAAUAAAUACUCAGGAACAGAACUUCCUGCACGGCCACAGUAACAACGUCUCCUGUGUGGCCAUCUCCAAGAGCGGGCUGUACCUUGCCUCUGGGCAAGUCACGUUCAUGGGUUUCAAGGCAGAUAUCAUUUUGUGGGAUUAUAAGAAAAGGGAGCUGAUUGCCCGGCUGUCACUUCACAAGGGCAAAAUCGAAGCACUGGCCUUUUCACCAAAUGAUUUGUACUUGGUAUCACUAGGAGGCCCAGACGACGGAAGUGUGGUGGUGUGGAACAUAGUCAAGAGAGAAGCCAUCUGCGGCAGCCCGGCGGCCGGCCUCAACGUGGGGAAUGCCACGACAGUGAUCUUCUCGAGGUGCCGAGACGAGAUGUUCGUUACUGCCGGAAACGGGACAAUUCGAGUAUGGGAACUGGAUCUCCCAAAUAGAAAAAUCUGGCCAACGGAGUGCCAGACCGGUCAGAUGAAAAGAAUAGUCAUGUGUAUUACAAUUGCCGUCGAUGAUAGCUUUUUCUACCUUGGUACCACAACUGGAGAUAUUCUGAAAAUGAACCCAAGGACCAAGCUGUUGGCGGACACUGGGCCUGCGAAGGACAAAUUCAGCCUGGGAGUGUCCACCAUCAAGUGCCUGAAGAUGGGGGGGUUGUUGGUGGGUUCCGGAGCCGGAUUGCUGGUCUUCUGUAAAAGCCCCAGCUACAAACCCAUCAAGAAAAUCCAGUUACAAGGUGGCAUCACUUCUAUCACCCUUCGAGGGGAAGGACACCACUUUUUUGUAGGAACGGAAGAAUCCCACAUUUAUCGGGUCAACUUCACGGAUUUCAAAGAGACUCUCAUUGCAACCUGUCACUUUGAAGCUGUCCAGGACGUUGUCUUUCCAUUUGGCACCGCCGAGCUGUUUGCCACCUGUGCCAAGAAAGACAUCAGGGUGUGGCACACGCUAUCCAACCGGGAGCUGCUGCGGAUCACCGUGCCCAAUAUGACCUGCCACGGCAUCGACUUCAUGAGAGACGGCAAGAGCAUCAUUUCCGCGUGGGACGACGGUAGAAUCCGAGCCUUCGCCCCAGAGACGGGCCGGUUGAUGUAUGUCAUUAACAACGCCCACAGGAUCGGAGUGACAGCUAUCGCUACCACCAGUGACUGUAAAAGGGUCAUCAGCGGCGGUGGGGAAGGGGAGGUGAGGGUGUGGCAGAUAGGCUGCCAGACCCAGAAGCUGGAGGAGGCCCUGAAGGAGCAUAAAUCCUCUGUGUCCUGCAUUAGGGUGAAGAACAACAACCUGGAGUGUGUCACAGCCAGCACGGAUGGCACUUGCAUCAUUUGGGACCUUGUGCGUCUUCGGAGGAAUCAGAUGAUCCUGGCAAACACCUUAUUCCAGUGUGUUUGUUACCACCCCGAAGAGUUCCAGAUCAUCACCAGUGGCACAGACAGAAAGGUAAGCCCUCCCGACAAGAGUCGGGGUCCUUCUGGCACGUGAGAGAAGCAACGAAGUGUUGCGGCUGAAGUGCAGGCUCUGGAGUCGAGCCCCACGAGUUCAGACACGGUUUUGCUGUCGAUCAGCGGCGCCAUCUUGGAAAUGCCGCAUCAGCUCUCGGCGCCUUUGCUUCUUUGUCUGUAGUGUGGAAAUGACACCACUCAGUUCACACUUGCGGUGAGCGUGACUCUGAGG